AUGAAGCAGGAAAGGUACGAUAUCCAUUGUGAUAGUCAGAGCGCAUUGGAUUUGAGUAAGAAUGCGAUGUACCACUCUCGCACGAAGCACAUUGAUGUCAGAUAUCAUUGGCUACGUCAAGUAGUGGAAGAACAACAGUUCAAGUUGGAAAAGAUUCACACUGAUGAUAAUCCUGCUGACAUGAUGACGAAAGUUGUAACAGGAGGAAAACUUCAGCUUUGUGCCGAGUUGAUUGGCAUGGAAUGUGCCCCAGCCGGAAGCUUGAGCAGCCCGAAAGCCACGGCCAGGUUCUCACUAUGA
This is a messenger RNA of Striga hermonthica, 300 nucleotides long. NCBI's taxonomy places the organism in Eukaryota, Viridiplantae, Streptophyta, Magnoliopsida, Lamiales, Orobanchaceae. The record is from the annotation of a GenBank genome assembly.